AGAAGGGACACGCCUCCUAGAGUCACUCAUCUUCCAAUUCUAGAAGUUGAUCUGUGUGGUGACCGAACCUAAAAUAGCCCUGAAACUAGUAUAUAGAGGUCCUCACACAGGCCCCGGAUUUCAAAACGACUGGCUCCACCUGAAAUAUACAGGACACUGCACAGCAAGAGAGCCAUUGAUAAGAGGAAGUACUUUUUGCAUUUAUAUUAAAGGAUCUAGAUCUCAAUUCUUGUUUCACUCAGGGGCAAAAAUUAAUAUAUUACUUCAAGUAGAAGAUAACCCAAAGUGACGAGGCUUCAGGAUUUAUCUAAUUGAGCACUUUCUCACUGAGCAAGAAAUCUGCCUUUCUUGAAGAUGAAGUACAGCCAAUACACUGUCUCCCAGUCUAUGGGAGUCAAGGCUUACAGCCCCAAGGAAUCCAUCAUCUCUUCUUGUGCCCGCGCCUCCGCGCAGAUCAAGCCAAUCCGCAACGUUCACUUUCCCAAUGACAUCGUGUUCCAGGACUAUGUCCGCCAAGGCGAGCUAGACAGGGUCAGUCUAUUCAUCAGAAAAAGGAGGGUCAAACUGGACACCGUCUACCAGUCUGGCAUGGCAGCCAUCCAUGAGGCAGUACUCUCCGGGAACCUGGAGUGUGUGAAGCUGCUGGUGAAGUACGGAGCCGACAUUCACCAGAGAGACGAGGAAGGCUGGACACCCCUCCACAUGGCUGUCAGUGACAGCUUCCCGGAUAUUGCCAAGUACUUGCUCUCCAUUGGAGCCGACCCCCAGGCGAAGAACGACUGCGGGGAGACCCCCGCCGAUCUCAUCGACCUGGAGAGCGCAGAGUUUCGGGAGUUUCAGGCGCUGCUUGGGAUGGAGGAUGACUGAGCUUAUCGAAGUGUCUAACUCUAAAAAUUCGACCGAAUUUCAAUCCAUGCCUAGUGCCUCUCGGUUACUCCUCGGCAUUAAGUGGGACAGAUCAGUUGAACAUCGAUCAUGUGCCCCAGGCCUUGUUGAAGGUCCUGAACACAUCUAUCUGGUCUGGUGGAAGACAGCCAACCACAGCAGCUGGUUGCCUUGGAGAGUGGACAAUUGCCACAAUGGGCUAGUCCUUGACAAACAGCACACACUGUUGUGCUGUUUAUAUACCAUAUGUAUAUGUCCACACUUUUGACUGGUACUGUAUGUACAUACGUAAGUGAAUGCCGCGUUGAAAUGAAUUACAGAAAAUAACAAGGUUAUCUGUUUUUCUUCAAGAGCUUUCUAGCUGUGAAAUGUGGAUCUAUUUGGGACAUUCUGAAAGAAGGCACACAGCUACAUAUUUGAAGUGUUUAUAGUUUGUUUUGUUCUCAUGUGGCCAUGGCUGGUCCAGCAGUCUGAGCUGCUGCUGUGUGUGUUAGAGUCUGUCCCACAUUUUCCUUUUGUUUUCCCCAUGUUCUGGUAAAAAAAAAAAAGUUUCCAUUUGAAACCGAAUCCUUGCUUAUUUGACUGAAAUGUGGCAUUAAUGUGUUUGGAGACAAAUGCUUUACACAUAUACUUUUACAAUCACCACAGGAUUGGCUAACUGUGUUUACAAUCUCUUUUACAAUACAGCAUGUCAUCAAUUGUGCUUACAUAGCUUUUGUAUAUAAUAUCAUUUUUAUAACCUUUUUUAAUUGAAGUUGUUCCAUAAAAAAAUAAAAACCGGGGAUCAAUUUGUAUUUUCUUAACUACUGCUAUGAACAACCCAUUUAAAACUUAACAACACUAUUUGGGGGGAAGGCAAAGUUUUUCUUUAUACUUUUAAUUUUGGAUCAGUGUUGGACUGAAGAAAAAUUUUUGUAACAUUAAAGUAAGGAAAGAUUCUAGGUAGGCUUUCCGAAAAUGUUAGCCGCUGAGAUCAAGAUAAUGCCUUUUAAUUGGACAAGCUCUCUGCGGGAGGUGAUUACCCAUGCCAUGCACAAUGCCCACAGUCUUGGCUCGGCUCUGGUCUCUGAUGGAUUCCGACAACUAGAAUUUGGGAAAGCUACAGAAAAUCAAACCAUAUCA
This is a messenger RNA of Esox lucius (northern pike), 2007 nucleotides long. RefSeq names its product protein phosphatase 1, regulatory subunit 27b (gene ppp1r27b). The record is from RefSeq and is a predicted model, not a curated record. NCBI's taxonomy places the organism in Eukaryota, Metazoa, Chordata, Actinopteri, Esociformes, Esocidae. Gene Ontology annotation, molecular function: phosphatase binding. Bases 355 to 867 code for a protein of 170 amino acids. The transcript has 3 exons.